UAAGAACUAUUGCUGACUGUAAUUAGCGAGCUCUUUCUAAUAGUAUCCUUAUUGUCAGAGUUGUUUUUUUUUUUUUGCUCUCUCUUCUAGUUAAUCACCCACAAUUCUAAGAUUUGUAGAGUAACGAUGGUUGGGUCACGCUAAGAACCGUUUUCUCUUUCUCAUGCGAAAUCUGUUCUUUUUCUAAGCGUGGGGGUUGGUUUUUGCUCUUCUUUUCUUUUCUGGGGAGGUGUUACUUUAUGUUUAUUUUCUUGCUUUUUAAAGAAAGAGUAUAAUAGUAACCUGAAUAAUUCUUCCUAUGUUGGGAGGUACUGUUCAUUUAUUCCCCAAAAUCAAUUAUUAUGGUUGGGGAGUAUAAAGAUAGAAUUAGGCAUUAAAAAAAGGGUACUAGCUCCGAAGCAGAAAGGCCAAAUAGCCUUCUUUUACUGCUAUUGCAUCAAAAGCACCAUUUCUGCCAAAGAACCAAAGAACAAUUAAAGGUGUUUCAGUUGUUCCCCCUAACCCCUUUCCUUCACAGUUCACACUACUUUUGCUGUUUGCAUUCAAGAUUCCUUGUUUACCUUCUCUUCUUUGGUUGAGUUUUUUGAAGAAAAAAUGUCUGCAACGAUAGAACAAGACUACAUAGGUUUGUCAGCUGCUGAAAGGAGCCCUGAUAAGAUCUCAACGGCGUCGUCCACUUCCUCCAAUCUUUGCCCUGAAGAUGAAAAGAGCAGUGCUUUGAACCUAAAGGAGACUGAGCUGAGACUUGGUUUGCCUGGUUCUGAGUCUCCUGAGAGGAAAGAUGUUGUUGGGCCGCCUUCUUAUGGUUCUGGGGUGGCUUUAUUGUUUGGGAAGACCUGUGUUUCUGGGGCUAAGAGGGGCUUUUCUGAUGCCAUUGAUGGAUCUGGGAAAUGGAAUUUGAGCAUUAAUGGUGGUGGUUCUGGGAAAGAUGUCAUUUUGUUUGCUCCCCUUGGAGGAGAAAGUGGGGGUGAUGGUGUUAAGAAUUUUAACACCCUUCAAUCCUGCUUGCCUGGGACCUCAUUGAAGGAGGUUUCCAGUGGCCCUGAUCCUGUUAAGCCUAUUGAGGAUAAAAAAAUUGUAUCCUCUUCUGUCAAAGAGCAUGGUAUUGGUGCUCCAGCCUCAAAGGCGCGAGUGGUAGGAUGGCCACCAAUUGGGUCUUUCCGCAAGAGUACCCUGGCUACAAAUUUGUCAAAGAACAAUGAUGCUGAAACGAAAUCAGGACCUAGCUGCCUCUUUGUUAAGGUCAGCAUGGAUGGUGCUCCUUACCUAAGAAAAGUUGAUCUCAAAAGUUACUCCAACUAUUCAGAACUAUCCUCAGCUCUUGAGAUGUUGUUCAGCUGCUUCACUAUAGGUCAGUGUCCUCUUUUUUGUCAUCCAGCUGAUAGCCUUUGUACGGAUCCAAGUCCACUUUUUUGGUCAAAUGAUCCAAUAUCUUGUUGGCUGUAAAGUAGAUUUGAUUAUUAAUACCUGUCUGUAACAUCACUCAUGAAUGGGUAUCCAUGUUGAAAUAGAUACUGUCUACCCCUAGUAUUGAUUUCCAUCAACCAGCUAGAUGCAUCUUUACUUGGGAGUUUGUGAUUGGAUGGCAAUGUUUCUUUUUUCUGCAGCUUCAAUCUCCAUUCUGUAGUGAUGCUUAAGCAUCUGUUUUUCUCCUUUAUAGCAGAAUCUAUGUCAUGCCUUUAUACGAGUUACUUCCACUUAAUAAUCGGCCUGUUUUUAUUGAUCAUAUCUGGGGGUUCAGGUCAGUGUUCUGCUGGUGAGCUCUCGGAGAAAGAGGGACUCAAAGAAAAGGGCGUGGUAGAUGACUUCCGUGGCUCUGAACAUGUGCUUACAUAUGAAGACAAGGACGGUGACUGGAUGCUAGUUGGUGAUGUUCCAUGGGAGUAAGUUUCAUAUGCACUGGCUCUUAAAUAUCCGUCAGUACUUUGUGUUUUUUUUUUAGUGCAAAGUUGAAUCGUUGGCCUAAACUGACGAAAGUAUUGACAUUUAUGUCGGCUGUUGGCGGUUAGGCAUGCCUUACAAUUUGUAAGGAUGCUGGAUCGCAGUUAGGAUUCACCUUAUUGUUGAGUAGGAAGACUUCACCUUAUUGUUGAGUAGGAUUAUCUGACCUGCAUAAUCACAGUUAGGAUUCACCUUACUGUUGAGUAGGAAGAAUUCAGCUUAUUGUUAGUAGGAUUAUGUGACCUGCAUGAAUCAGUUUAAUGCCGAACAAGAUAAUUUAAUUUAAUUUAAACAUCAGUUUAUGCAACUCCAGUUGCUACUGUGCUCGCAUGUUUCCGUUCAUUCUGGGACUCUUAUCUGAAACGAAAAAUUGACACGCAGCUUUCUAUUUUGAUUUUCUGAUAGGAUGUUCAUUGGUUCAUGCAAGAGACUAAGAAUCAUGAGAGGCUCAGAGGCAAUUGGACUCGGUGAGAUAAACAAUGCAGUGUUUCCAAUAUCAUUCAGGAGUUCUUAAUUAGUUUAUGUUGAAAAUUAUGGGAAAAAAACGAAAAUGGCAAGACCAUUUUUAAACGCAUUCCUACCUUAGUGAAUCUACUUUCACUUUAGUUGAAUUGUUUUUCUCCCUAUAAUUUGGUCGGAAACUAAAUCUGCCAAUUUUCUUGCAGCUCCAAGGGCCAUGCAGAAGGCGAAAAACCAGAGUUAAUGCCACACAAAUAUUGCCGAAACGGGAAACCUUACUGAAGUUAUCUUUGAUAUAUUGAAUAGGUUAUUAAGUGUAGUAUGAUCUGAUAGAUUUUGGUAUGGACACUAAGCACCACUGGAGAUGCUCAUAUGUCUCUUCUUUCGGUCUUUUACUUUUCACUUCUCAGACAGAAGUGUUCCAUGUAAAUGAAGUUCUUGCUAAUUUUGCAUAAACAGUAUGGGUUCUUCUCAUUUUCCGUCCACAAAAUUGAUAACGUUUCUCGUUCAGAUGAAUCUUUGAACCCUGUUUUCAUUUUCAGAAAUGGAAGGCAAUUACAUUCCCCAG
This is a messenger RNA of Oldenlandia corymbosa var. corymbosa, 2968 nucleotides long. The record is from the annotation of a GenBank genome assembly. NCBI's taxonomy places the organism in Eukaryota, Viridiplantae, Streptophyta, Magnoliopsida, Gentianales, Rubiaceae.